Salpingoeca rosetta is the source of this 1338-nucleotide messenger RNA. RefSeq lists its product as uncharacterized. The transcript is spliced from 8 exons. Gene Ontology annotation, molecular function: metal ion binding; acid phosphatase activity. Lineage: Eukaryota; Choanoflagellata; Craspedida; Salpingoecidae. The record is from RefSeq and is a predicted model, not a curated record. Bases 1 to 1338 code for a protein of 445 amino acids.
AUGGCAGUGCGAGUGGUGCUGGUGACUGUGGUGGCGGUGAUUGUGGUGGCGACUGCGGGUGGUCGUGAUGGUGUGGCGAGUGCUGCGCCUGUGGCCACGCAAGGGAGCGGAACACAGCCACAACAACUUCACCUUGCAUUGACGAAUGACUUGAGUCAGCGCACCGUGUCGUACGUGACACUGGAGUCCACUGACCGUUCAGUGACUACCUUUGGCGCGAGCCCGUCCCAGCUCACUCGGCGUGUCAAUUGCACCAACCGACCGUUCACGGACGGUGGCUUGACGCAUCGCACCAUCUAUUUGCACGAGUGUGUUCUUUCCAAUCUCGACUUUGCAACUCGCUACUUUUACAAGGUGGGAGACGGCGAUGCUGUGUGGAGCCCGGUGCUGAACUUCACCACCUGGGCGCGAGAUGACCCUGAACUCACACUUGCGGUGUACGGGGACAUGGGUGUGAUCAACGCGCGCUCCUUGAAGCCCUUGCAGCAGGACCUUGCUGAGGGUGGCUAUGACCUGAUCCUCCACGUUGGCGACUUUGCGUACAACAUGGACACGGACGAGGGCAAGCGAGGUGACGCGUUUAUGAACAUGAUUGAGCCGCUUGCUGGCCACGUGCCAUACAUGACUUGUCUCGGGAACCACGAAACGGCGUACAACUUCUCCCACUACACGGAACGUUUUGCUGCCAUUGCCCAGACCACCACCUCCGGCAACAACUGGUGGUUCUCCUGGGACGUGUCCGUCGUUCACUUUGUCGCCCUCUCCUCUGAGAUUUACUACAACUUCUACCUUUACCCGUACGUGAAAAUCACGGAGCAGCUGCAGUGGUUGGAGCGUGACUUGCAGCGUGUCGACCGGUCCAAAACGCCGUUUGUUGUCGUGUAUCUACACCGUCCACUCUACUGCAGCAACACAGACGACCUGCCAGAUUGCUCCCUUGAUACACAGCACAUUCGCGAAGGCUUCACACACCAGGGGCAGUUUUACCCAGGGCUGGACGCGUUCAUGUACAAGUACAACGUGAACCUUGUGCUCGUUGCCCACGAGCAUUCUUACGAACGCACGUGGCCGGUGUACAACUCCACCGUUGAUCCGACACAGACAAAUCCUCACGUGUACCACAACCCGCAAUACCCGACACAUAUCGUCUCUGGGGCGGGUGGGUGCGAUGAAGACCUCGACUACUACGACGAGCUGCAUCACGGGCCAUGGAGCCUUGUCCGUUCUGCUUCGUACGGCUACGGCCACUUGCACAUCGUCAACAGCACCCACCUUCACUGGACGCAGUUUCUUGCAGAGGGGCGCAACGGGACCGACGAGUUCUGGUGCGUUUCGUGA